UGAAAUCACAAUAUCAGUAGGCCUGUUUGUAAAGUCAGCAAAAGAUUUCACGAGAAACCCUGGGCAUCACGAGUUCCAGGAAAAGCUGUAUUUAGUACCCAGACCUCUGAAGUUUUGCAAGCAGCUGCUUUCUGAGCAGUCACCGCUUACAUCGAACGUAAAAUGUGGAAAAAACUUUUCAAGCCUGGCGGCAGCGACUUUGAAACUACACUGACAACGCUAACAAAAGAAACAGGUGCUCCUAGAGACCUUGCUGAGAAAGUUCUUCGUGAGUGUAAUGGAGAUCUAGCGCUAGCAAGACAAAAACUUCAGCGACAAAACUCUUCAAUGGCCGCUGCGAAAGAAGACAAAGUUCCAACUUCCUCUACAGCGUACGCUGAUGCUCCGCCACCUUAUUCCGAAGCUGUAGAAGGAGCUAUGGCUUUACCCGCGCCACUUCCCCCUCCGUAUAUUAGCCAAGAGAAAGACACUCUUUUGGGUGAAUUGGAGGCCGUCUUUCCAGACCAUGCAGACGAGAGAUGUUGUGCCUGUUUUGAUCCAAUUCGCCCUGACAAGAGCGAAGGAUUUAGCGGAGAGAUGAUUUGGCAAGGUCUAAAGGCUUAUCAUUCAGAAUGCUAUAUGAAAAGCAAGGGACCAAAAUGUGAACAUUGUUGUUUUGCCCUGAUUGCAUUUCCUGAAAAAGGCUUGUCUGGAAAGUGGGGUGUUUAUAAUGGCUGCAAGUAUCAUGAGGAAUGCUACAUUCAAUAUGCAGGACCACGUUGUAGUGCUUGCUUUGAUGUCAUUCGUGUUGAUCCUGAAAAUGGGUUUUCAGGCAAGUGGAUUAAUGACAACAAUAAACAGUUUCAUGAAGAAUGCUACAAGAAGAAAAUGUUUGUUGAAAUGAGGGCCAAACAUUCCUAGCUGGCGAACUUACAUUGUACAAAGAAACGUGUGAUUACUUACAGCACACUAGACAUUUCCUGGACUUUUUCCAUUGUGUACAUGUGAGAAGGGUUUUAAAGUUACCGGCCUGCAAUUUCACCAUUGAAAAUUCUCAUUUUUAAGACUGGUAGUGGUGUUCUUCACAUUUAUACAGUUCUUGUGCUGAAGGAGACCUGUUAUUAGUAAGAUAAAUGUGGAAGUCACUACGAUAAUUUUUGUUGUCAGAUAUUUACUGGCUAAUAUCUCCUGGAUAGUGGUGUACAUAAGGUAGACAGUUAAAAGCAUUAUCUGGUAAGUUAUGUUAAGAUCAUUCUUGUUCUUCGUGUAAAGUAAAUUUGCGAACAAAAUUUCAUUGUAUGGACACAUCUAGAAUUGUGGGCACCUAAAAAAAUUGCUAGAGUCUUUUUAUGGUUAUGGUAGUUUAUUUCUGAGGAGUCAAAUAUGUGCUUUAUAAUUUAAUUACAAGGCAUUUUAAUACUGAAUCCAAGUGCCUUGUUAUACAAGUACUGAAGGCUGAAAGUGAAAGCUUCUCGCACUUCCUGAUUGUUAUGAACAUUUCCAGUUGACUAUAAUGUCAAACAGUGCUCAUAACCCUUUCACUGCUCAGAGUGAUUUAUAAGUAAUUGCUGUCUACAGCAUCUGUACAUUGUCUGGAAGGCAGGUGAUGAAAAAAAUGAAAAAGAACAUUAGCUAGGGAUCAGCAUAAGCAUUUUACAAGAAAUGUAUGGUAGACAGUUAGGAUGGUUAAUAAUGAGAUAUUAAUUGGUAGUAACAUUGUUGAAUCAAAAUGUAUCUUAUGAUUUUACUAACCCUUGCAUGCAGUGCAUGUACAAUUUUUUUCCAUGCAAGAUUGUAACAUUUUUCAAUUGCUCUAUGAGGAUAAAAUGAACUUUUUCUGACUUGAACUGUGACACAUAAAAUUUUUAAAAUUUUUAUUUAGAAAUUCCUCUGUAUUUUAAGAUCAUUUUUGAUUCUAUUUCUGGCCUAUCAAAUGAAUACCGUAUGUUCUAUGAGGUAACAGUGAUUUUACCUAAUUCAUGAAAUAGUUUGUAUGCUAUUAGAUACAGUAACUAUAAUUUGAGAACCACAUUUUUUUUGACACAGUUAUGUUUAGGGGGAACAGUCAGAUAUUGUUUCAAUUGAUAUCACUCUUACAUGCCUUUUUUUAGGAAGGUAUCAUAAUUCUCUCAACAGAGGGCAGGAGACAAUUAAAUAUGUUGUGCAUGAGCAGACCAUUAUUUGUAGGGAGUUGCUAGUAAGUCAUGUUGUCAGUCAUUAAAAAAGAAGGAAAAGGACAUCAAGUGGUAAUGAUACUAAGGUCAGUUUUUAAAUAUGGAUGUAAACGAAAAUCAUAUGUACAUCAUUCUGUAUAGGUUAUAAACAUGAAUACAAAGAUGUCUCUGUAUCAGACACAAGUAAAAAGGACAAGCUAUAAUAGACUGUGGUUUUAAAUUU
Molecule: messenger RNA, 2376 nt
Organism: Stylophora pistillata
Lineage: Eukaryota; Metazoa; Cnidaria; Anthozoa; Scleractinia; Pocilloporidae
Molecular function (GO): protein binding
Source: RefSeq, a predicted model, not a curated record